UUGAUCCCCCCCUAUACGGCCCGGACUUUCUGACUGCUUCUGGCUUCUUGUGUGCAGGUCUAGGCUGCGGAGACAGAAUAGAGUUGCGUGUCCAAUCUCAGACCAGCUAUGUCGGAGUCCUACGACUACCUCUUCAAGUUUCUGGUGAUUGGAAAUGCUGGAGUCGGCAAGUCCUGCCUCCUCCACCAGUUCAUCGAACAGAAAUUUAAGCAAGACUCCAACCACACAAUAGGGGUGGAGUUUGGUUCAAAGGUGGUGAACAUCAUCCAGAAGUCAGUGAAACUUCAAGUCUGGGACACGGCCGGCCAGGAGCGGUUCCGCUCAGUGACUCGCAGCUACUACCGUGGUGCCGCCGGUGCCCUGCUCGUCUAUGACAUAUCGAGUCGAGAGACGUACAAUGCCCUCACCAACUGGCUGACUGACGCCAGAACGCUGGCCAGCCCCAACAUUGUCAUUGUGUUGGUGGGGAACAAGAAGGACCUGGAGGCCGACAGGGAAGUCACUUUCAUGGAGGCUUCCAGAUUUGCCCAUGAAAAUGAGUUGUCAUUUCUGGAGACGAGUGCCCUGACGGGAGAGAAUGUGGAGGAGGUGUUUCUCAAGUGUACCAGAUCUAUUCUCUCAAAGAUCGAUGCUGGGGAGCUGGAUCCUGACAGAGUUGGCUCAGGGAUCCAAUACGGCAAUGCCCAACUUCGCAGAGUCACGCCGCAGCAGCAGAGUGGGACUAGUGAAAAGAAGAAGUGCUGCUAAUAUUAAUAUCUUAUUAUAGUUGUAAGAUGUUAUGUAUGUUGCGCCACUUUUUCAGUUCCCCAGAAAAUUUACGACAAUAAUUAUUGUGUUGUAUAUUAUGUGUACAGUAUUUUGGGAUUAUUGUGUUGUAAAUUUUUGUGCAUACUAGAUUAUAAUCACAUGGAAAAUGUCAAAACUGCAACAAUAGUCUUGCUGAUUUGCAGCUAAUAGUACAGAAAAGUCUGUAUGCUAUGGGCCAGUGCAGUGAUUUUGACGGCU
This is a messenger RNA of Geodia barretti, 1005 nucleotides long. Lineage: Eukaryota; Metazoa; Porifera; Demospongiae; Tetractinellida; Geodiidae. The record is from the annotation of a GenBank genome assembly.